Messenger RNA from Sitodiplosis mosellana (orange wheat blossom midge), 1348 nucleotides. RefSeq lists its product as uncharacterized. The coding region runs from base 133 to 708 and encodes 191 amino acids. The record is from RefSeq and is a predicted model, not a curated record. Lineage: Eukaryota; Metazoa; Arthropoda; Insecta; Diptera; Cecidomyiidae. The transcript is spliced from 4 exons.
CAAAGCAACGCGGCUAAUGAUAACACGUAACACCAUUUCUGUGACUAAUGUGCAAUACCAUCAUUUUUGUGCGAAUCUCGUGAAGCGCAUCAUUUUGACCUGAAAAGUUCAAACUAUCGGAAAGAAAACGAAAUGUCAGCAAACGGUAUCAACCGAACUGGAACUGGAAACGAUUCAACGAACAACAAUAUGGAAGUAAUUUUUCUCGGUUCACAUUCAAACAAUAAUCAUACAUUGACAGCGGGAAAUAAGGAUGCAGCCAGCGGUAGCCGAAUUUCCAAUAAGUUUAGUUCAUGUAAAACACUUCAACGAAAAUUGGAGCUCAAAGUGGAACGUGCCAAAAAGAACUAUUCACAACAAAACGGCAGCGAUGUAACCAAUGAUACAAAAAGCAACAAUACAUCUCUGAUACCAAUCAAUAGACUUCCGAUUCCAGGUCAUACUCUUCCACUUGUUGAAUACAAAUCCGAUCACAGCAGUAGCGAAGACGAGGAGUUUUCAUCGCCAUUUUUUCCGACCAAAACAAAAACAACAAGAAAACUCGACCUUAGUGAUACGUUCAGCAUACAAGAAAUGACCAUUGAAAGUGACGAAUCCGAUGGUGAAAGUGGUGAUUCGCAAAAUCUCGAACUGCUUCCGCCAAGUGUACGCAUCAAAUUCAUCGACAAAUUAAUCAACUACUUUUGUUGUUCGUCAACUGACCCAUGAUUCAACUGAGUAUUUCCACCUGGACUGCAAUCGAAACAGAUCGCCUUUUGAUAAUUGAAGCAAAAACCAUAAAAUAUCUUGAGCAAAGACUGUCAAAAACGAAAUCGAUUUUGGGAAAAUAGUAGCGAAAGAAAAAAAAAGAAGAAAACAUUUCAAACGAUAAGAUUAGAUAUAAACGACCGUUUUUCUCUCGGCUCUUUAAGCAUUUUUAUAAGAUAAUAUCCAUUGAUAGAACAUUUUUGGCGAAAAUAAAUAUGAAAAUUUGCUAAGAAAACGUAUCGACUUCACGAAACGAACGAUUUGGACGAGAGAUCAAUUUUAUUUCUUUCAUCAGUACAAAAAAUGCAUUUUUUAGAUGAAUGAACUAAAUUUAAUGUGUUUUGUUCCAUAACGAAAAAGACAAAGAAAAAAAUGCUCGAUAAAGAUUUGAGGGCGCAUAAGGGAUAUAGCAUCAAAUUCACAAUAAGAAUAAUAAAACGUCCGAAGUAGUAAUUUGUUUAAAUUCUCAUUUUAUUAAAACUGUUUAACGCGUCUCGCUAUCUCAUCUUCCAGUUCUCAAUUCAAAAAUAUAUAUACGAACUUAACUUGAUGCAGUAUGUUUUACAAAUAAAGUUACAAUCAAAUAAAAAAAUCCUUAAAU